CAAUGAAGAAAAUGUGGGCCCACUUAUUCCCUCUCCUCCUGACCAUCUUCGUCUUCCCUCAACUCCUGCAAUCACAGGACGAUGAUUUCUCCCGUCAACAUCCUCGGCAGAUCAUUCGCACCGGUCAUGAUCGAUCUGACUCCGAUCCCCAACAGGUUCAUAUAUCACUCGCCGGAAGAGAUCACGUGAGAGUUACAUGGAUUACUGACGACAAACACGCACCGUCGAUCGUGGAAUAUGGAACGGAAAAUGGGAGAUAUGAUGAGAAGGCAAGGGGCGAACACACAUCGUACACUUACUUCCACUAUAGCUCCGGCAAGAUUCACCAUGUCAGAAUCGGACCAUUGAAGCCCAGCACUACCUAUUUCUACAAGUGUGGAGGUUCAGGGCCGGAGUUCUCCUUCAGGACACCUCCUUCCACAUUUCCCGUUGAGUUUGUCGUUGUUGGCGAUCUGGGACAGACUGAAUGGACGGCAUCAACCCUAUCACAUGUUGAUAGCAGCGACUACGACGUGUUUUUGUUACCCGGUGAUUUAUCUUAUGCUAACGGCCACCAACCUCUUUGGGACUCAUUUGGACGGCUAGUUGAGCCACAGGCAAGCAGCCGCCCAUGGAUGGUGACAGAAGGGAACCACGAGAUUGAGAACUUACCCAACUACCCCGACGGCUUCACGGCUUACAAUGCUCGGUGGCUGAUGCCGUACGAAGAGAGUGGAUCGACCUCAAAUUUAUACUACUCUUUUGAAGUUGCCGGGACUCACAUUAUAAUGUUAGGGUCUUACACGGAUUUUGAGGUUGGUUCGGCUCAGUACAAGUGGCUUGAGGCAGAUUUGGCUCGAGUUGAUAGGAAGAAGACGCCAUGGAUUCUUGUGCUGUUGCAUGCGCCGUGGUACAACACUAACACAGCCCAUCAAGGUGAAGGAGAAGGCAUGAGACAGGCAAUGGAAGAGUUGUUGUAUAAGGCACGGGUCGAUGUGGUUUUUUCUGGGCAUGUUCAUGCAUAUGAACGAUUUACUAGGGUUUAUGAUAACGAGGUUGACCCAUGCGGUCCGGUGUAUAUUACUAUUGGUGAUGGAGGAAACCGCGAAGGACUUGCACUAGAGUAUGAGGAGCCUGCUUCUCCUCUGUCGUUGUAUCGGGAACCAAGCUUUGGCCAUGGACGCUUGAGGAUAGUCAAUGAAACUCAUGCAUAUUGGUCAUGGCAACGCAACAAUGACUUAGACACAUUUGUGGCUGAUGAAGUCUGGCUACAAAGCUUAAGCACAUCUAAAGCAUGCUGGGAUAAGCAAGCAGCACCAUCAUCAUUUCCUAAUGAUGAACUCUAAGCUCACACAUACAUGCAUGCAUGAUCAUUCUCCAAAUCUUAUUGUACAGUACGUACUUAAACUGAAGGAUGAGACUCUAAAUAAUUUCUUCUAAUUUGCGUGGAUGCAUGUUCCAUGCCAGGUUAAGUGCUUAAUUAAUGUCUAAACCUUAAUUAAUAGCAUAUUCUUAUUAAUUCAUUGUUCAGUUUCAAUUGUUUAUCAUUGUCAGAAUAUAGAAAAAAUAUUAUAUAUUCCAUAAUUAGGUUGAUACCA
Molecule: messenger RNA, 1577 nt
Organism: Corylus avellana
Lineage: Eukaryota; Viridiplantae; Streptophyta; Magnoliopsida; Fagales; Betulaceae
Product: purple acid phosphatase 22
Molecular function (GO): acid phosphatase activity; metal ion binding
Source: RefSeq, a predicted model, not a curated record